Molecule: messenger RNA, 1141 nt
Organism: Aspergillus welwitschiae
Lineage: Eukaryota; Fungi; Ascomycota; Eurotiomycetes; Eurotiales; Aspergillaceae
Exons: 1
Coding region: 494-847 (117 amino acids)
Source: RefSeq, a predicted model, not a curated record
AACGCAAUGCAAGUAGUCGCUCAAGUUCAGCCAAGUCCAGCGAGGAUUGAGGACUCCCAUCUCUCUUAAAGUUUCUGAUAUGGCUCAGGAUGCUCUUGAAUAUUGUGACUCCUCCCGUCCCGACAGGCUGACGCCACCACGUAACCAUGAUCACAUACUUUUCUGACCUGCUUUAACCCAGAGCGCCAUGUGUGACCUUGCAAAAGCCCUUCGGCCAGCCAGCGUUCAGAAAAGGGUUGCCUAUCUGCCAGGGGCCACAGAAAUCGCUACUUUCCCGGUCGCUGAUUGCGUGGGAGUCUUGACACCGGGGAAGGCCGAAUUCUUAUUGGGAGACAGCCUGGGGACUGGCCCUACGGAUUUGAAUUGAACUACUACUAGUACAGCCUGCUAGUAGCAGGACUAGUAAGUCUUGUGGUCGCUUGGAAGCUUGAGGGUGCUACUAAGUACUCUGCUAAUUCCCUCGGUCUGCCUACCUGCCUGCCCGUAUUGGGCAAUGGCGUCUAUCACAUUCAAGAGACGCCAGCACUAUGCAGUCUUCAAUAGUCUAGAGCUCAGACAGCAUGAGCAUCUCUGGAAGUUUCACAAGGCUGUUCGCCAGACAAAUGCCCGGAUUCUGACCCUACGAAUUUUUAAACUACCGCGGUCGACUCGCAAAUUGCGGUCUGUCCAACAGGCGUCGUCCGAUAUGAAAAAGGGUGUGGUUGCUGCCCAGUUGGUCGGCAGCGGUAACGCCCAUCCCGUAACGCCCAUCCACUUCCAACUGUUGCCCAACAACCAUGCGAUGGCUCGUGGCUUUAGGGGAGUCAGAUAUUCCAUGCCUUAUGGUUCCACUGGUUCGAACAGUUGAGCUUGUUCGCGACCCCGGAUCGCAACCAUGGAUUACCGACGGGCUCAUCCGCACGCUGUCCAUGGAACCGACCGUCGAUAAUCGUGCCCGCCAGAUCAGCAUAUCUAUUGAUGUACUCUGUACGGUACUUUGGACAAUGGAUCGGUCCCAUGCUGGAGACGCAGUCACUCUGUAGAUUCGGCUCCUUCGGUAGCAUGCCCAGCAUGGCUCUUUCCAUAAAGAGGCGCUGUAAGAGACACUGUAGGCUUCUACUCAACCUCGCCACAGUGCUAGGCACCCAGGGUAGGACAAGCU